UUCCGAGUCGUAAAUGUUCACAGACGGUUUUUGCAAUUGGAAGUAUGUUUAAAUGAAUAAAGUGCAAUAUUGAAACGUUUACAUUAUGUAUUGUUUUGUUUGUGAUUUCCGACAAUUUUAAUUAUUUAACCAUUGUUUUAAGUAAGAAAUUUGAAAAAACUUCAUGUGCUUAAGUUGAAAAGCUUCGUUAGUGCUGCUAUUUUUGGAGAUACGUUGUGCCGGUGGUUCACGGUUAGAAGUUCAUAUGUUUUACUUACAAAUGGGAGGUAAAUAAGUUUAGUAUAAGGUGCAAAAUAUAAGCGCCACAAUAAUUGAAUCACUACUUGAGUACAUAGUGUUUAGAGCAGUGACUAUCAUGACAGACACAAGACGAAGAGUGAAAUUAUACGCUCUGAACGCUGACAGACAGUGGGAUGAUCGAGGAACCGGGCAUGUUUCUUCUUGUUAUGUUGAAAGGUUGAAAGGAACCUCACUCAUGGUUAGAGCCGAAUCUGACGGCUCCCUGUUAUUAGAAAGUAAGAUACAACCUGAUACAGCCUAUCAAAAGCAACAGGACACAUUAAUAGUGUGGUCAGAAGGUGACAAUUUUGAUUUAGCAUUAAGUUUUCAAGAAAAAGCUGGCUGCGAUGAAAUAUGGGAAAAGAUUUGUCAGGUACAAGGAAAAGACCCAUCAGUUGAAAUCACUCAAGAUAUUGUGGAAGAAUCAGAAGAUGAACGUUUUGAUGAUAUAUCAGAUAGUGUGCAGCCUGUGGAACUGCCUGCAUGUGAAAUGGGACGCUUGGAGGAUAUUAGUGAACUUGUAAACAGUUGUUUGGUCUCACCAGUACGUAAAGAUAAGUUAACAGCUGCACUAGAGAGCCAACACUAUAUAAAGAAAUUGUUGAAUCUCUUCCAUAUGUGUGAGGAUAUUGAAAAUAUUGAAGGGCUGCACCAUCUAUAUGAAAUCUUUAAAAGUAUAUUUCUUCUUAAUAAAAACACACUUUUUGAAACUAUGUUUGCUGAUGACACAAUAUUUGAUGUUGUCGGCUGCUUAGAAUAUGAUCCCAGUUUGCCUCAGCCCAAAAAACACCGAGAGUAUCUUAGAGAAUUAGCAAAAUUUCGAGAGGCAAUUCCUAUAAAGAAUAAGGAUUUAUUAGCUAAAAUACAUCAAACAUACAGAGUUCAGUACAUACAAGAUAUAGUCUUACCUACACCUACAGUUUUUGAGGAUAAUCUUUUAAGUACAUUGUCAAGUUUUAUAUUUUUCAAUAAAGUAGAGAUAGUGAAACUCAUAGAAGAUGAUGAAAAAUUUUUGACUGAUUUAUUCAAGUUAUUGAUGGAUGACAAAACACCUGAUAUCAAAAGAAGGGAUUCUGUUUUAUUUCUGAAAGAGUUCUGUAAUUUUUCCCAAAAUUUACAACCUCAAGAUAAAGAUGCCUUUUAUAAAACUUUAGUCACUUUGGGUAUCCUGCCAGCAUUAGAAAUCACACUAAGUAUAGAUGAUCAGAAGACAAAGACUGCUUCAAUAGACAUAUUAACAUAUAUUGUGGAAUUCUCACCUUCAGUUGUAAGAGAUUAUACAUUACAACAUGCUAAUAAUACUGAAGAGGAGCAUAUGCUGUUAAACAUAGUUAUAGAACAGAUGUUACAAGAUCGUGAUCCAGAGCUGGGUGGAGCUGUUCAAUUGAUGGGUGUUUUGCGUAUUUUGCUUGAUCCAGAAAGUAUGCUUGCAUCUGUUAACAAAAGUGAAAAAGCAGACUUCCUAAAUUUCUUUUAUAAACACAGUAUACAAACCUUGAUUGCUCCUUUACUAGAUAAUACUACUGGUGAGAAGCCUCUAAAAGAAGAUUAUCACACAGUGCAGCUUUUAGGACUUGUACUAGAAUUACUUUCGUUCUGCGUAGAACAUCACACAUACCAUAUCAAAACCUGCAUAUUAAAUAAGGACCUUCUCCGACGCAUCUUAGUGCUGAUGAGGUCGACACACACAUUUUUGGUGCUUGGUGCCUUGAGAUUUAUGAGAAAAAUAAUUGCAUUGAAAGAUGAAUAUUAUAACAGAUACAUAAUAAAAGGAAACCUCUUUGCGCCAGUUAUAGAUGCUUUCCUCAGGAAUAAUGGCAGGUACAACUUGCUUGAUUCCGCAAUAUUAGAAUUAUUUGAAUUUAUAAAACUGGAGGACAUCAAAUCAUUAUGUUCGCAUGUUGUGGAGAAUUAUGGAAAAAUAUUAGAAGAUAUUGAAUAUGUGCAGACUUUCAAAGCUUUAAAAACACGAUAUGAUCAACAUCAAGACAAAUUAAAAGAAAGAGAAAGAGUGAGCGGUAGUGUGGGCGUGACGGAAGCGGUUGUCCCAUCGCUACUGCGCACGCGGUAUCGCCGAGAAGCACGGGCGCCGGACGAAGAAGAAGAGAUGUGGUUCAACGAUGAUGAUGAACUAGAAGACGAAGCGCCGCUAGAGUCGGCACAACCGCACGCCCAUCCACAUGCGCACACGCAUCACGGACUAGAUGCGAUCGGAAAAAUAGUUGAGAAGAAAGUUUGCUCUAAUGCAGAGACAGUUAACGGACCGACUAGAGUUCUUCUAAGUACAGCGACGUCACCCAAACCGACGCAUGCUGAUGUUCAGGUAUCCACGCCCAGAUUACUCAAUAAGGGCCUUGUUGACUACGACGGCGAUUCGGACGAGGAAGAGGACGGCGGCGGGGGCGGGGGUGGAGGCGGGGGUGGCGAGGAGCGUGACGCGAAACGACCGCGGCUCUCGUAGUCUCGUUCUCGCAGCACCACUGUUUCAAGGAAUAUAACAUACGGACAUACGUCUCGCGACGCUGUGCAACCACCAUCCCAGUUUAAAUUAAUGACGUAAGCAAUUUACGAAUAUAAUAAUGAUAUGGUUGUUUUGACUGUAUGAGUUUAUAGAUGAUAAUGUCAUUUCGACUGAUGCUUGAUUUGUUUGAGGGCUACAAAAAAAAAAGGCACGGUUUUGUAUACUGUUAUGUGAAUUAUUAAACUUGAAUGUUGACUAAAAAAAUAAUUAGCUGAUUCACAGACGUAACGCUUUUUUUUAUAUCAUUUCAUUUUAAGGCCGUUUAUCUGGCCAGCCAAUCAUCUGCAGUCAAACCAACUAAAAAAAUGAGGUGAUCCAAUUGGAUAUACAUAUGUUGUAAAUACGAAUCACAUACUGAAGUGGUCGACUUAGUGUAUGCCCUUUAUGCCCCUGUAGAGUUAAUUCUAAUGACAUCAGAACGUAGAACAAAUGUAAUGAGAUGUAUUUAAUAUGAAGUAAUGUUAAUGGUUAGAUUACUUUCGUGGGCGUUAAUCACAAAAAGUACAAAGAGUAUAAGAAUGGGGUUUUCUAAUUAAAAAAAUAGAUUGAUUUAGAAAAAAUAAAUAUUGUCAAAAAUGACUUGAAAUUGUAAAAAUGUAUUUAUAAAAAUCAUUUAGUUUAUGAACGAUCACAAGACCAAUUUCUAGAAAGAAAAUAACAUGUGCUGUGGAAUUGCUAUUCAUUCACUAGUGUGUUAUUGUGUUAUAAAAAUACACACAAUUGCUGCCUUAUUUCCUUAUGUAUUUUAAAUAUACUUUAUGGACGAAUUUUUCAACUUGUAGAACGAGUUAAAUGGAAAACAAAACAUUAUCAUUUUUAUAGUUUGUGUGAGGAGGAAGGUAGCAUAAUAUUUUAUUUGUAUACUUUUAUCUGCAAGUGGGGAAACAAUAUAUGCCUCUUUUCGACGGCAUGCUUAUUAUUUAUUUAUUUAUUCACACAGUACUUUGCAUUCCUUGACUCUGAGCUUUUGUGAAACGAUUUUAUAUGCAUUCUAAUUCUUCUGACAUUUUCUUUGUAGUUUAUGUAAUAUAGUAUUUUGUUGCGAGUAAAAAAUUUUGAUUGAAUUUGGUGUUUUGCUAAAUUGAAUGGAGUAUUAAGCAACCUAAAUUUGCUUGGCAGCUCAAGAAAGAACUGUACUAAUAUAGUAUAAAUACGUUUCGUCAAAUUAAUAUUACUUAAUAUUUUACGCAAUAUGCUGCUUAUGCAUGACAUUCUUAACAUUACUUAUUAUAUGUAGCUUAUAUAACAAAAAUGUCUAAAAUAUAUAGGUACCGUGACUGGAAAUGAGACCGCUUAUGGAACUUUAAUCUGACCUAUUUUUCAAUUAAGCCAAUAUGUUUACUAUUUUAUUAAACUUUGUCCAUGUAUGUGUAAUAUUAGUGAAAGUCUAUUGGUUGGAAUUUUAUUUCAAGCUGAACCCAGCUGGUUGUUGUUUGAGUGCUUAUUGAUUAUUGAUACCCGGAAUAAACCCGUUUCCGUCCUAAUGCUGUAAUUUAAAAGCAAUUUUUUUUUUCUCAAAGAAACAAUAUAAUAAUAUUAUUAUGUAGUGAGAAAUUUAUGAAGAAUUUGAAAUUGAACUGCAUAUUGAUAACAAAACUGAAAACGUAACUUGAAAACUAAUUUCUCCUUUUCUGAAACUAGCUACUUCAAUAUGACUAUAGCUACUUCAAUAUGACUAACAUAAAAAUGAAAAGAAAUUUUAAAAUAUUUGAAAUGUACUUAAAUUUGACUAAAAAAUACGGGUCCUGCUAAAUUAAAAUCUAUUAAAUAUACAAUAGUAUCAGCAUUUCGAAAAAAAAAAUGUCAAUUGGAAAAUAAAUAUUAGAUUCAUAAAUGUGUUCAGUUAUAACAUAUUGCUAUUUAAGUUUUCUCAAAAUAAUUGUUUUUUUUUUUGCCGAAUAUAUUAUAAAGUAUCACCAAAUUCAAAAUUCAAUUAUUUACUCACAACAAAUUUUCAUUGCUUAUUUAUAUUAUAGAUAUUAAUUAUAUAUAUAAACAUAUUUAGUUUGCAGAAGUAAUGUGUAUGUGAUAAAAAUAUCUGACUAAGAUUCAUUUUUAUUUUAUUACUGUGUAAACGUGUAGAUUUAUCAUUUUAUAUUUUGUAAAUAAUGUUAGUUUUGUAUAAAUAAAAUGGUUGACUCGGUAAGAACAAGAAUGUUUUAGCUGUCUCUUAGAUUUCGAUUUCUGUUUGUAUGUUAAAAAACACAAAGACUUGACUGGAUGGGAAUGAUUUCGUAUUGGUGGAUAUAUUAUGUGUUUUAAUUAUUAAAUGGUUUCCAAUAUACUCAAUAUUACGAAACAGUAAAAGCCUUUAAAUCGUUUUUAUUCACUCAAGUCUUUAUCUUUUAUGCUUCUACAGAGGAAUGACUGCAACAACUGUGUAUGACAUUGUAGGUUUUAUCAUAGGUUUUCUCUCGCACAUCACAGACUCUUGUUGUCUUAGAAAUUGUAAGUAUUAGGGGUCACGAAAUAAAACCUAAUGAUUCUUCCUGAACGAACAAUGGACGUGAGUGAUUUAUUUAUUUAUAUUUAAUUCAAUUAGUUCAUUCUUAUAAGCUGUUCAAGACAGGUCUACAAUUUUUUUCGUUAAUACCUAUUAUGUGGUUA
Messenger RNA from Bombyx mandarina (wild silkworm), 5407 nucleotides. It is a transcript of the gene flfl, whose product is annotated as serine/threonine-protein phosphatase 4 regulatory subunit 3 flfl. The record is from RefSeq and is a predicted model, not a curated record. Gene Ontology annotation, molecular function: protein phosphatase activator activity. Gene Ontology annotation, cellular component: protein phosphatase 4 complex; nucleoplasm. Lineage: Eukaryota; Metazoa; Arthropoda; Insecta; Lepidoptera; Bombycidae. Gene Ontology annotation, biological process: protein dephosphorylation; DNA damage response.